AUGGAUCUCUCGAGACUCACUCGCCCGGCGAUCCUGUGUCAGUGCUUGCGCUGCUCCAGUUCUCUUGCCGCUUUGGAGAAUGAGUGGGCGAAGCUGUCCAACUCGUACUCGGUGGCGGCAGGCUGGUUGAGCGUUGAACUUCAUCGCAUCUCCAUCUCUUCUGAGAAGAAGCAGAUUCCGCAGUCAUCGGAUUUGAGUGUCCUGCGGGGCCGAAUUUUACAGGAUGUAUCCUGCAAGUUGUGUCAGCAGAGGCUGGGGGUUCUAUCGGAACUCGACAAUGGUCCGAAUAUCCUCUGGAAAAUGUCCAAAGUAUCGUUUAGGGAAAUUGUCACGAUGCGUACGGUCGAGCCCAUGUUCAAGGACGGGGCCUUAGAACAACUCCUCCACCCGACACCGAAAGAUUCAGGCACCAGACGCGAUCGACAGUCGAGUCAAGCAGGGGCGUUGAUACCGACUGGCUCCGCCGAACUCGACUACUACAACAGCUUGUCGGUCGAGCAACAGAUCCAGCACCAGGGCCUCAGCCUCGACCAUAUCUCGAGUUCUGUUAUCAACCUCCACGAUACCAUGUCCGAAUUGAAAGGCGCAUUCACGGCGCUUCGCAUCGAGCUCAAUACUCCCGGUCGGUCUCCCGAGCUAGGGACGCUCCCGGGCAACGACUUUAGCAUGAUCGCGACAGUAUUGAAGGAGUUGAGAAACAAAUCGGAUGAAAAUGACAAACUCAAGCUGGAAAACGAGGCACUGAAACUGAGGAAUCGGUAUAUGGAGGAACAAGCCACACGACAGCUGGUCCCCGUGCCUAGUGUCGAAGAAAUGCUGCCAGAAGUGCGAAGUCCGGGGCUGCUCCAAGCAGGCAGGAAACGUGGCUGGCCAGAGGCCUUCUCGCACGGCCACACGCAUCCCAUUGCCGAUUCUUUCGAUGAUAAUGACGACGACGAUGAAGACAGCAUGACGGGGUUUUCAUUGGCCACUCCCCAGGCGCCUCCAACGAGGGUCCCUCCCCAUCAGUCCACGGCAGCGCUAGAGCCCCAACAACCACAAGAAACCACCGAGUUCCGCAUUGAAGUUGGCCGGACCACACAUGCAGACAAUAGACACCACGGGAGCAGCCACAGAGUCUCUAGCCCACAACAGGCUCAACCGGUGGCCAAACGACCGCGUCUGAGCCAACCGGCGGACCGGCCCCCAUCCAACACAAACCCUGAGAGAAAGGUCGGGCGGCCCCGGAAAUCGCUCAACCCGACGUCGAAGGACACGCCCGAGACAUCCAAGCCUGCCGCUUCGAACGAGGCCAGCGGCCCCGGCAGCCAGGGAGAACGUGUGCCGCUCAACACGAGCCCUGAUCAGCGAAAUACGCGACCCGGGCGCUCCCGGAGCCUUCGCAAUCGCUCUCGGCCGCCAUCGCAACGAGAAUCCUCGUCGGCCCGGCUCGGAGCCAAGAACUCAUUCGAGCAGGACAUGGCGCAUACUCCGGGGGGCAGCGACCAGGAUCGAGAUGGGGGCGCAACCCAACCACCGAGCGAAUCGAGCAAGGAAAACCCGUCGGGCACGAAACGGAGCAGUGCUCCGGAAAAUGCCAACCACAAGGACGGGACUCACGAACGGCGCAAGUCACAAAUGGCCCAGCGGGAUCUGAUGGUACGAUUGGCUAUGCAACGGGAAGAAGCGAUGGAAACGGGGGAGGCUCGGUGA
Messenger RNA from Aspergillus candidus, 1692 nucleotides. RefSeq lists its product as uncharacterized. The transcript has 2 exons. Bases 1 to 1692 code for a protein of 563 amino acids. The record is from RefSeq and is a predicted model, not a curated record. Lineage: Eukaryota; Fungi; Ascomycota; Eurotiomycetes; Eurotiales; Aspergillaceae.